AUGUCGACCACCACAACCACCACCGCUCUAACGUCCACCACCCUCAUCGGGACGCUGCCUGCCAUGGCAAGCGCCGCCACCCUGGUCUCAGGGAAAACUUGUCCCACGUGCGGACAGGACGGCUUUUCUGCUCCCGGCCAAUCAGCAGAUGAUUCCCGCCGCCGAGUCAAGGACCUUGAAGGCGAAGUGAACGCCCUAAACGUUCAAGCUACACAAAUGGCCGAGAAACUGGCCGCAUAUGAAGAAGAGAUCCGAAGACUGCGAUCGCAGCCAAGUUCUCGAAAUGAUUCCUCGGUAUCGUUUACCUCGUCGACGCAAGACCGGUCCCUAUCGCCCACCCAGCUUCAGACAUCUCCGAAAUCGCAACCUGGGCGACUUUCUACGCUUGCCUCUUUCCUUCCGUCUCGUCGACCCAGCGCUACGAGCGCGAGCAGCACUACGCAGGCUCAACCGCUCGCCUCGCCUCCGCCCCCGCCCCCACCCCCGCAGAAUACCAGCCACGAAGAGACAGUGGAGUUGCAGAAUGCGCUGAGUCGGGAACAAACGUUGCGCAAGGCCGCGGAGAGCCAGUUGUCGCAGGCGAGCACGGAAUUGGAGGAGCUGACUGCGCAGCUGUUCAGCCAGGCGAACGAAAUGGUGGCACAGGAGCGCAAGGCACGUGCGAGAUUGGAAGAACGGGUAGCGGUGUUGGAGCGUCGAGAUGUCGAAAAGCGGACUCGACUGGAGCGAUUGGAGAAAGCGAUGGAGAGAGUGGAGCGGAUUCGCGCGAUGGUUGGGUAG
Molecule: messenger RNA, 780 nt
Organism: Aspergillus ibericus CBS 121593
Lineage: Eukaryota; Fungi; Ascomycota; Eurotiomycetes; Eurotiales; Aspergillaceae
Exons: 2
Coding region: 1-780 (259 amino acids)
Biological process (GO): exocytosis
Cellular component (GO): cell tip; Golgi to plasma membrane transport vesicle
Molecular function (GO): guanyl-nucleotide exchange factor activity
Source: RefSeq, a predicted model, not a curated record